This is a messenger RNA of Rotaria socialis, 1464 nucleotides long. NCBI's taxonomy places the organism in Eukaryota, Metazoa, Rotifera, Eurotatoria, Philodinida, Philodinidae. The record is from the annotation of a GenBank genome assembly.
AUGAUUCGACAAAACAGGCUUGCUUUUCUACUAUGUCAACUACUUUUAUGCAUUGAUUUCACAGCAGCUCAAUUUACACAAACAACUGUGAUUCCAUCCAUUUUACCUUCGCAAUGCUACGACUAUACAACAAUUACGGAUGGUUCUAGAAAUGUGAAUGCUGUAGGCAGUACCAAUUGUGAUACAAUUUUUUUAUCUGGUUCAAGAUGGGUUCGUUUCAUGGGUGAUAGUGGUACACAAUUGUCUACAACGCCUACUGAUCCUAAUCAAUGUGGUACACAAGUUACUGGAUGGUAUUCAGGACUUAUGCCAGCCGUCACACAAACGGUUACUAAUGGACAAGUAUGUUUUUCAUGGCACAGUAAUAGUUGUACAUGGUCGAAUACGAUUAGUGUUACUAAUUGUGGAUCGUUCUAUGUGUACGAAUUGAGCAUGCCUCCAGUAUGUGCUGCACGUUAUUGCACGAAUACACCAUCUAUUCUUCAAACAACAACGACUACACCAACGACAACAACUUCAGAAAUAUACUCUUCUCAAUGUUACAGUUACACAACUGUUGAUGAACCAUCGAGACAUGUAAACGCAUCUUAUAUUGGUAAACAAUGCGAUAAAACUAACUCAAUCCUUUCCACUACUGGUUGGUUUCGAUUUGUUGGCUCAGGUGGCACUCAAUUACCCACAUAUGCAUUAAAUUCAAACCAGUGUAGCACAGAUGCACCUGGGUGGUAUUCAGGAACUAUGCCAAAUACGCCAGGCUUAACUCAGAAUGGAACAAUAUGUUUCAGCUGGGAAGGCAACUCUUGUAAAUGGUCAAACAGUAUUCAAGUUACUAAUUGCGGAUCUUACUAUGUCUAUCACUUGUCACCACCGGCAACUUGUAGUCUACGCUACUGUACUGAUACACCCAUUGUCGCAACUACAACUACAACUACAACUAUAACUACAACUACAACGACAACUACAACUACAACUACAACUACAACUACAGAAACCACAACAACUACAGCAAUAUUGUCUUCACAGUGUUAUAAUUAUACGACAAUUGAUGAAGAGUCAAGAAAUACUAACAAACCAGGAGGUUCUGAAUGUGACCAGGCAACGUUCGCUCCUGGUCCACGAUGGGUACGAUUUACUGGUGUUGGUGGGACCGAAAUACCUACGAAGGCAGUUGGACCUAAUCGAUGUGGUACUAUGGCAACUGGUUGGUAUUCAGGUGCAAUGCCUACCGUCGUAGAUACAACUUCAAGUGGGUCUGUAUGUUUCGACUGGGAUUCUAAUAGUUGUCAAUGGAAAAAUGACAUCAAUGUGACUAAUUGUGAUUCUUAUUAUGUCUAUGAACUAAGACCAUCUCCAGGAUGCUCUAUGCGAUAUUGCACUACUAAUACACCAACUGCUAAAGUAUCCAAAGGAGUUACAUCAAUUUCGGAUUAUAUUAAAAAUUUAUUCAAGAAACUGAUAUCAUGA